AUGUUUUCUGAAGAUUUUUUGAAUGAUAUAGAAUCACAAUUUCAGGAUAUUAAAAAAAUGAUUGAACAAUAUUUAGAAUUAUAUAAAAAUAUGUUGGAACAAUUAAAUCAAGUACAGAAAAAGAUCAAUGAAUUGAAAUUUGUAGUAGAUUCAGUAACAGCUUUACGAACACAACAGGCAUUACAAGCAGGACCACAAGGACCACCUGGUACACCUGUACAAUUAAGACCAGUGUUUAUAGAAAACAAAACAGUAAUAAUAGAACUAAAAAGUGAUAAAAAACUAGCUGGACCAAUAGGACCACCAGGAACAAGAGUAAAAUUAAGAAAUAUAACAAAAGAUGAAUUAUAA
Messenger RNA from Strongyloides ratti, 351 nucleotides. RefSeq lists its product as hypothetical. Lineage: Eukaryota; Metazoa; Nematoda; Chromadorea; Rhabditida; Strongyloididae. The transcript has 2 exons. The coding region runs from base 1 to 351 and encodes 116 amino acids. The record is from RefSeq and is a predicted model, not a curated record.